Molecule: messenger RNA, 2873 nt
Organism: Cynara cardunculus var. scolymus (artichoke)
Lineage: Eukaryota; Viridiplantae; Streptophyta; Magnoliopsida; Asterales; Asteraceae
Product: peptidyl serine alpha-galactosyltransferase
Exons: 8
Coding region: 94-2568 (824 amino acids)
Molecular function (GO): glycosyltransferase activity
Source: RefSeq, a predicted model, not a curated record
CAAACCCCAUUUUUCAAAUUCAUAACUCAAGCUUUGACCUUCUAAAAUCAUGCGAUCCAGAUCUCUGAGUCCUUACUCGAUUCCAAUUGCCGCAUGAUGGCAGGGUUUCUGGCCGUAGUGGUGGUGUUCUCUUUCAUCAUCGUCGGGUCGACUCAAGAACCACCGUACAGGAUCCACACAUUGUUUUCAGUUGAAUGCCAGAAUUACUUUGACUGGCAGACGGUGGGGCUUGUUCAUAGCUUCCGGAAAGCCCGUCAACCCGGCCCGAUUACUCGGCUUCUCAGCUGCACCGAUGAGGAGAAGAAGAGUUAUAGAGGAAUGGACUUGGCUCCCACUUUUGAAGUCCCUUCCAUGAGUAGACACCCUAGAACUGGUGACUGGUACCCUGCGAUUAACAAACCAGCUGGAGUUGUUCACUGGCUCAAACAUAGUAAAGAUGCACAGAAUGUUGAUUGGGUUGUUAUACUGGAUGCAGAUAUGAUUAUCAGAGGCCCGAUUUUACCAUGGGAUAUUGGUGCCGAGAAAGGGAGACCCGUUGCUGCAUAUUAUGGGUAUUUGGUGGGAUGCGAUAAUAUACUUGCCAAAUUGCACACAAAGCACCCUGAACUUUGUGACAAAGUUGGUGGGCUUUUAGCCAUGCAUAUAGAUGAUCUUCGAGCUCUAGCACCAAUGUGGCUUUCUAAAACAGAGGAAGUACGUGAAGACACAGCUCAUUGGGCAACAAAUAUAACCGGUGAUAUUUAUGGCAAGGGGUGGAUCAGUGAGAUGUAUGGAUACUCAUUCGGUGCAGCAGAGGUGGGACUUCGACACAAAAUUAAUGAUAACCUGAUGAUCUACCCAGGAUAUAUUCCACGAGCAGGCAUUGAACCUAUUCUCAUGCAUUACGGCUUACCAUUUUCUGUUGGGAAUUGGUCAUUCAGUAAACUUGGACACCAUGAAGAUGAUAUUGUGUAUGACUGUGGACGACUCUUCCCUGAACCUCCUUAUCCCCGAGAGGUGAUAGCAAUGGAACCUGAUGAAAACAAGCUGAGGGGACUUUUCUUGAAUCUAGAAUGCAUCAAUACGCUAAAUCAAGGUCUCGUAUUGCAGCAUGCAGCAUUCGGCUGCCCUAAGCCAAAAUGGUCAAAAUAUUUGAGUUUCUUGAAAAGCAAAAACUUUUCUAAGAUGACUCAACCAAAAGGUCUGACCCCUCAGAGCCUGCAGAUGAUGGAGUCUCAUGUUGAAGAACACAAAGCAGAUGAACCCGAACAUGUUGAAGAACACAAAGCAGAUGAACCCGAAAAUCUACAUACAAAAAUCCAUACACUUUUCUCCACAGAAUGUACCCCAUAUUUUGAUUGGCAAACCGUUGGUCUGAUGCACAGCUUCCGCCUCAGUGGCCAACCAGGAAAUAUCACAAGGCUUCUCAGUUGUACAGAAGAAGACCUGAAACAAUAUAAAGGUCAUGAUUUAGCUCCCACACAUUACGUCCCGUCUAUGAGCCGCCAUCCAUUAACAGGCGAUUGGUAUCCAGCUAUAAAUAAACCUGCUGCAGUGCUUCAUUGGCUUAAUCAUGUCCAAACUGAUGCAGAAUUUAUAGUAAUCCUUGAUGCUGACAUGAUCAUGAGAGGACCGAUUACACCAUGGGAGUUCAAAGCAGCACGAGGCAGACCGGUUUCAACUCCCUAUGACUACCUUAUCGGGUGUGACAAUGAGCUUGCAAAACUCCACACUAGCCAUCCUGAAGCUUGUGACAAGGUUGGUGGUGUGAUCAUAAUGCACAUAGAUGAUCUCCGAAAGUUUGCUCUCUUGUGGUUGCACAAAACAGAGGAAGUCAGAGCCGAUACUGCUCAUUAUGGGAAAAAUAUAACCGGAGACAUCUACGAAUCUGGGUGGAUUAGUGAAAUGUAUGGCUAUUCCUUUGGUGCAGCCGAGCUGAAGUUGCAUCAUGUUAUAAGCCACAAGAUUAUGAUAUACCCUGGGUAUGUUCCCGAACCUGGUGUUAAGUAUCGAGUUUUCCACUAUGGAUUAGAUUUCCGAGUUGGGAACUGGAGUUUUGACAAAGCAGACUGGAGAAAUGUUGACCUGGUGAAUAAAUGCUGGGCUAAGUUUCCCGACCCUCCCGAGCCUUCUGAAGCUGACCAAACAAGCGAUGAUGCUCAACAACGUGACUUGCUAAGCAUCGAGUGCGGAAAGACACUGAAUGAAGCUCUUCGUUUGCACCAUGAAAGGAGGAAAUGCGGUGAUCCUACUUCCGAGAUCCCACCGGAUCUGGAGACGGUCGAUGAAGGAACGACAGCUAGGAAAUUUGACCAGCUUGAGGAAAGUAAUCUUGUAACGACUAACAACUCUGCAUCGGUGGUGGACUUGCCCGAAGAAUCUAGCCAAACUUUUCUUCAUUUUAGAUUCUGGAUGAUCUUUUUAUGGGCAUCUUCCGUCUUGGGUUUUGGGGUGGUGAUGACGGUGAUCGUUAGAGGACGUAAAGGGCAGAAGAAAAGAGGGAAAGGUGUAAAGAGUAGGAAAAGAUCGUCGCAAUCAGGGUUCAGGGACGUGAACGACCAAGAUAGGACCAUUCGUGAAGCAUCGUGAAAGCUCGAAAGAAAAUCCAAUCAAUCUCUAGCUGGUUUCAUGACAAAAUUUUUAGCAUAAAUUGGUGGAUGGUUCUAGAAGAGAUCCUGAGUCUGGAAAUCUUGAAAUCCUGUCAAGAUUUGAAUGGCUAAAAUGUGUAAUCUGUUGUAAUGUUGAGAUUACAUUCAGGAGAAUGUAGAUUUUGGGAAACCUGAGAUUGUAAGAGUUGAAACACAUAAUUUACGAGAUAUGAAAUCCUUUUGUUGUAAUUCCUAUCGAUGAUUUUAGUGUAAUUGAAGAGAUUGGAGGUGCCAACAUUCGUACAA